AUGUCUUCGGUUCUUCCUCCUCCCACUUCCUCCUCCACCUCCUUUGCUCCUACAGCCUCCACUAAUUUUGACACGGUUCAUCAUCCUACUUCAUCCCCCACUUCCUCUGCCCCUACAUCCUCUGCUGGUCCUGACGCAUUUACUUCCUCUUCAAGUCCAGGCACGACGAGUUCUAGUUCUUCUUCGAGCUUUGGCGAAUCUACAUCACCAGUCAGCUCCUCAUUCCGCCCGUCGGCAAGCCAGUCAACUGCUGUCAGUGCCAUCAUAACUUCGUCCAGUCCAUUACUCCCCUCUCUUUCCUCUCCUACCACGGAUCCGUCAACUGAAUUCCAGACGUUGUCUUCCUCGACUACGAGUUCUUCCGACGUUGUAGCAUCUCCUUCUUCGAGUACCGUCCUUCCUAGCGCACCUUCUGCAUCACCUUCACCGCCAUCCCCUCAUCCGAUCCUCCCCACCAACCCUCCAAGCACCACUACUAGAGGACCUAACACUCUUCCCGGCAUGUCAAGCAGCAAUUCCGUUCCGGAUGUGGACGAGACCUCAUCUGUCCCGCCGCCUCCCCCGUCGUCAACUCCACCAAGCGAACCCAGCCCGUCGCCUUCAUCAUCCCCAAUUUCGACACCACCACCUUCCUCCAGCCGUAGUCCUAGUUCCACUGGAAGCCCAUCCAGCAGCACAAGGCCACCAUCGCAACCUGCUAUUCAGCAGCCGCCUCCUCCAACAAGUACCAUAACUUCGGUCUCUGUAAUUCGGCAAUCCGGGGGCUCUGAGAGGAGGACAAGUACGGUGACUAUAGACCCAGAAACCACGUUAUCGACACCCGUGGUGCUCACUUUGACUGUGGGCGGGGAGGAGAUCACGACUGCACCCUCGUUCGUGACUGUUGUUCAUACUUCAACGGAGUUGGAUGGAGAUGUGGUCCUCCAUACCGAGAUCGCGGCCAACCCUAGGCCUUCGGACGAUAGUACUGUGGCACCAAGUGGAGGUAUCCUUAACAACAAAGGUGCAGCAGCGGGUAUCUUUGUCUCCAUCGGCAUAGUCUCGAGCAUCAUUGCUUUCCUUCUACUCAUGAUUUGGCGUCGACGCCGUCGCACCGAGCGACGCAAGCGAUGGUUUGCAGGGAUGCGCCAGCAUCGCCCCGCCGAGUCCACCGGCAGCGGCUACGCAUUCAAUCAUCAAGGAGGCCAGGGUGGAAGCGGCAAAUCCUCACCGUUCGAGGGAUUGAGAGUUGAGAAGACUGUGGAAGACGAUCGGGGAGACGACCGGAAUUUCCAUGGAGGAAAUGGUGGAAUACAAGUUCUUCCAUGGGGGACCGUGCCAUCGCGGCAGCCAUCGCCGCCUCGACAGCACUACAGGCCCCAUUCGACGCUCAACGGUCCUAGUAAUGGGAACUACACUGUGGGCAUGGGUGCUGCCGCAGACUCCGUGAGCACGCUGGGGUUGACUGGGAUUGGGUCGGCGAUGUACGGCUUCAAUCAGCAGAACGGUUCAGUUUCACGAGCAAAUGGCGUUCCCAGCCCCGUUAGGAAACCUGUCAGCCCUCAUUUGUACGACGAGGAACUGAAGGACUUGGACACGAUGCUCAAUAAAGCCCAGCUUAACCGGAGCAACUCGACAUCGGAACCCACCAAUGCGAUUCGAACUCGAUUUGGGCUUUCGCCAAUCGUUGAGAGCGGUAACACUACGACCAAGGCACCGGAGUCCUUGUCCGUCCCGCCUUCGAGUUAUCACUUCAACCCUCGCUAUGCUCCUUCUCCAGUUCCUUCCAGUCCUUCCCUUUAUCCUCCCACGCUCGACGAGGACAGUCCUUACACCGGGUACGAUGAUGAUUACGAUGACGAUUGCAGGAACCUCUUCUACCAGAAACCAGCGUUGUCGCCUACCGUUCCACAGCAAGUGGCCACCUCCCUCCCUGCACCUCCUCGUCCCCCUCGUUCGAGGUUAAGAGACAGUGCGGCCAGUGUCAUCGGUACGACAAAAUCCACAGUGCGCCUGGCUCCCUCGUUAGCAUAG
This is a messenger RNA of Coprinopsis cinerea okayama7#130, 2013 nucleotides long. RefSeq lists its product as hypothetical. Lineage: Eukaryota; Fungi; Basidiomycota; Agaricomycetes; Agaricales; Psathyrellaceae. The record is from RefSeq and is a predicted model, not a curated record. The coding region runs from base 1 to 2013 and encodes 670 amino acids. The transcript has 7 exons.